Papilio xuthus (Asian swallowtail) is the source of this 1892-nucleotide messenger RNA. RefSeq names its product proton-coupled amino acid transporter 4-like. The record is from RefSeq and is a predicted model, not a curated record. Gene Ontology annotation, biological process: amino acid transmembrane transport. The transcript is spliced from 8 exons. Bases 212 to 1525 code for a protein of 437 amino acids. Gene Ontology annotation, cellular component: vacuolar membrane. NCBI's taxonomy places the organism in Eukaryota, Metazoa, Arthropoda, Insecta, Lepidoptera, Papilionidae. Gene Ontology annotation, molecular function: L-amino acid transmembrane transporter activity.
GCGGAAGGCUACCUUGGUGGAAUGAUCGUAAAGCGACGGUAAUUACGUCUCGAAGUAUUCACGGAUUUUAAUACAUCCAGUACUCAAAUGUUCUGCGUCGAAACGUUGAUGACUCCGAGUAAAUACUGUAUUGUGAAUUGCGGUGACAGAUAGACGUUAUUUUUGUUACCUUGAUGUAAAUGUAUUCAGUAUAAAUAUUAUAAUUUUUAAAAUGUGUGACAAAACAGAUGUUGAUACUAAAACGGAUUACAAUCCAUUUGAACAUAGGAAAGUUGACAAACCAAGUUCAGAUGUAAGAUCAACUACAAAUCUGAUAAAAGCCUCUUUAGGUUCAGGACUUUUAGCAGGUCCUUUGGCAUUUGCAAAUGCGGGAUGGGGUGUCGGUAUAGUCGGUACUAUAAUUAUUGGCAUCAUCUGUGGACACUGUGUUCACAUACUGGUAAAAACUUCACGAGGAUGUUGUAAAUUGGAAAGAAAGCCUUUACUUGGCUACGCAGAAACGGCGAAAAGUGUAUUUGUAAAUGGACCGAAAAAAGUUAGACCUUAUGCUAAAUUCGCAAAAAUAUUUAGUGAAUUCGCUUUGGUCGCCACUUAUGUUGGUGUAUGUUGUAUUUACAGCGUACUCAUAUCAGAUUCUAUUAAACAACUGAUUGAUAGAUAUGUUCCCUCUGUAAUUUUACCAGUAGAAUAUUACUGUCUGAUUAUUUUAGGUCCUAUUUGCAUACUCUGUCAAGUAAAAUAUCUGAAAUGGCUCGCAGUAUUCUCAUUUUUGGCUAACAUAUUCCUUGUUUUAACAUAUUUGAUCUGCUUUUAUUACAUCUUCGGCAGCGACAUCACUUUAGCCGAUAAAAGGAUAGCUGGUGAUCCUUGGAGAUUUCCGGCUUUUGUGUCUACCGUAAUAUUCGCAAUGGAGGGAAUCGGCGUAGUAAUGCCAGUCGAGAAUGCAAUGAAGAAACCACAACAUUUCCUCGGCUGUCCGAGCGUGCUCGUUGUGGCCAUGACCGCUAUUGUAUUUUUCUAUAGCACUCUUGGCUUGUUCGGAUACUUCCGAUAUGGAGAUGUCCUUAGAGGAUCGAUUACUUUGAAUCUGCCAUUGGAUGACUGGCCUGCAAUUUGUGCCAAAGGUUUCAUAGCUUUAUCUAUUUUCUUCACCUAUCCGCUGCAGUUUUAUGUUGUGUUUGAUAUUUUCAAAAAACACACCGAUCGGUACAUCAAAGAUGAUUACCGCAACGUCACCGAGGUAUUUGCCAGAAUUGUGGGUGUUGGAUUCUGUGUUGGAAUUGGCAUUGCAUUACCAUUACUGGAACAGAUUAUAAAUAUCGUCGGCGCUUGCUUCUAUUCAAUACUCGGCCUCAUAAUUCCGGCUACUUUGGAAACUGUCUUCCGAUGGGAGAGGCUCGGCAAAUUUAAAUGGGUCCUAUGGAAGAAUUUGAUUAUUAUAAUAUUCGGCUUCGGCACAUUAAUAUCUGGUUGUACAGUCACCGUACUUGAUAUAAUUGAAAUAUUAAACAGAAAAACUGUAUAGACUUAAGAAACGAAUCUCGUAACAUUUAUGGUAUGGCGAAUAGGUAGCCAUUAGAUUAAUAUUAAAUUUAAGGGCACUACACACGGCUAAGAUACUAUAAUAUUUUAUCUUAAAAUACAAUAUCGCUUGCCCUACAAUUCUAUGAACCAUUACGCUCUUCGAAAAUAAUACCAACAUAACAUCUUAAGGCAAAUAUGAGCAUUUCCGGUCCACUAUCAAGUUCACUUUUAUAAUUACUACGCAAAAUUUAAUUUAAAAAAUUCAGUGAUACAUGGAUGGCAUUUGUUGUGAAGAUAUUAUAAAGGCAUGAACGACUAACUUUUUUUUUAAAUAACUGACUAUUUUGUAAGCAAUAAUUUAUUUUAAA